AAGAACCUUGGCGAAGACGAGGAACUCGUAGCCAUUGUUCUUGGACGCCAGCUGUCUUACUUUGGGGAUCUAGAAGCAUUCAAUGGGUUCCUCCAGUACCUCCAUAAUGGGAACCCAGAAAAUCCUUGGAUCGAGAUAUUCUACGCAGUAAGGACUAGUUUCAACGCCGAACACCCUCGGGAACCAUUCUCUCUAUGGCAGGACGAAAUCAUCGAUGAGGAUUUUAGAGACCUUAUUGUGAAAAUGGCGAACUUUAAUCCGGAGCAGAGGAUCACGGCACAGGAGGCAUUAGAGCAUAAAUGGUUUAUAAAUGUCUAA
This is a messenger RNA of Amorphotheca resinae ATCC 22711, 318 nucleotides long. RefSeq lists its product as hypothetical. The record is from RefSeq and is a predicted model, not a curated record. The annotation marks the transcript as partial. The transcript has a single exon. NCBI's taxonomy places the organism in Eukaryota, Fungi, Ascomycota, Leotiomycetes, Helotiales, Amorphothecaceae.